Molecule: messenger RNA, 2488 nt
Organism: Xenopus tropicalis (tropical clawed frog)
Lineage: Eukaryota; Metazoa; Chordata; Amphibia; Anura; Pipidae
Gene: hspa5
Product: heat shock protein family A (Hsp70) member 5
Exons: 9
Coding region: 160-2127 (655 amino acids)
Cellular component (GO): endoplasmic reticulum lumen
Molecular function (GO): ATP hydrolysis activity; ATP binding
Source: RefSeq, a predicted model, not a curated record
GAAUAUAUAAAGAGAAACACAGCGCAUGGUGCGUCAGUGACAUCCCCUGUGGAAGAGAUAGAAAAAGGCGAGUUAGUAGUGAAAUCGCUCGGUUAUCCGUGGGCCUGUUCCGUGUGGUGCACAACUUCAUUUCAUAACUGGUUGUGACAAACAAAUCUCAUGGUGACCAUGAAGCUGUUUGCCUUGGUGUUGCUGGUGUCUGCCAGCGUAUUUGCUGCUGAUGAUGAUGACAAGAGGGAAGAUGUUGGGACUGUGGUUGGAAUUGAUUUGGGAACAACAUAUUCCUGUGUUGGUGUGUUUAAAAAUGGGCGUGUUGAAAUUAUUGCCAAUGACCAGGGUAACCGUAUCACACCCUCUUAUGUGGCAUUCACACCUGAAGGUGAGCGUCUCAUUGGAGAUGCUGCAAAGAACCAGCUUACAUCUAAUCCUGAGAACACUGUGUUUGAUGCCAAGCGUCUGAUUGGCCGCACGUGGAAUGACCCUUCUGUUCAACAGGACAUAAAGUACCUGCCUUUUAAGGUCAUUGAGAGGAAAACUAAACCUUACAUUCAAGUUGAUAUUGGAGAUCAGAUGAAAACAUUUGCCCCAGAGGAGAUUUCUGCUAUGGUGCUGGUUAAGAUGAAGGAAACUGCAGAGGCUUACUUGGGCAAAAAGGUUACUCAUGCUGUUGUCACUGUACCUGCUUAUUUCAAUGAUGCACAGCGUCAAGCAACCAAGGAUGCAGGGACUAUUGCAGGGCUGAAUGUCAUGAGGAUCAUCAAUGAGCCAACUGCUGCUGCCAUCGCUUACGGUCUGGACAAGAAAGAAGGAGAGAAGAACAUCCUUGUGUUUGAUUUGGGUGGUGGUACUUUUGAUGUUUCCCUACUUACCAUUGACAAUGGUGUCUUUGAAGUGGUAGCUACUAAUGGUGAUACUCACCUUGGAGGAGAAGACUUUGACCAAAGAGUAAUGGAGCACUUUAUCAAACUGUACAAGAAGAAAACUGGCAAGGAUGUCAGAAAGGAUAAUAGAGCUGUACAGAAACUUCGCAGAGAGGUUGAGAAAGCUAAGAGGGCGUUGUCAUCCCAGCAUCAAUCCAGAAUUGAGAUUGAGUCUUUCUUUGAAGGGGAGGAUUUCUCUGAAACUCUGACAAGAGCCAAGUUUGAAGAGUUGAAUAUGGACCUGUUCCGUUCCACUAUGAAGCCAGUUCAGAAAGUCCUUGAUGAUGCUGACCUAAAGAAAUCUGACAUUGAUGAAAUUGUGCUUGUUGGGGGCUCCACUCGUAUCCCAAAAAUCCAGCAAUUGGUAAAAGAAUUCUUCAACGGCAAGGAGCCUUCCCGUGGUAUCAAUCCUGAUGAGGCUGUUGCCUAUGGUGCAGCUGUUCAAGCUGGAGUGCUUUCUGGUGACCAGGAUACUGGUGAUUUGGUUCUUCUUGAUGUGUGCCCACUUACCCUUGGUAUUGAGACUGUCGGAGGUGUAAUGACAAAACUCAUCCCCAGAAACACUGUUGUACCCACCAAAAAGUCACAGAUCUUCUCUACAGCAUCUGACAACCAGCCCACUGUCACCAUCAAGGUUUAUGAAGGUGAGCGUCCAUUAACAAAAGAUAACCAUCUUCUGGGCACAUUUGAUUUGACUGGAAUUCCUCCUGCACCCCGUGGUGUUCCCCAGAUUGAGGUUACUUUUGAAAUUGAUGUGAACGGUAUUCUGAGAGUUACUGCAGAGGACAAGGGCACUGGCAACAAGAACAAGAUUACCAUUACAAACGAUCAAAACCGUCUAACACCUGAGGAAAUAGAAAGGAUGGUGACUGAUGCUGAGAAAUUUGCCGAAGAAGACAAAAAGCUGAAAGAGCGCAUUGACACCCGGAAUGAAUUGGAGAGCUAUGCCUAUUCUUUAAAGAACCAGAUAGGUGAUAAGGAGAAGCUUGGAGGAAAACUUUCUUCUGAAGACAAGGAAACCAUUGAGAAGGCAGUAGAAGAAAAGAUUGAGUGGUUAGAAAGCCACCAAGAUUCUGAUAUUGAAGAGUUUAAGGCCAAAAAGAAGGAAUUGGAAGAAAUUGUUCAACCAAUUGUAGGCAAACUAUACGGUGGAGCUGGGGCACCCCCUCCAGAAGGUGCAGAGGAGACUGAGAAGGAUGAGUUGUAGGCCAUUGGUGUGCCUCUGGCUGCUGUAAUAUUGUAAAUACUGGACUCUGAACUUUUUUUUGUUGAGAAAAAAUAUUUGGGGAAAAAAACUUUAAUAUACAUGUGGAUUCUUCACCUCCUGGUGGAGACAUGUUAAGCCGUUAAUGGCUCUACUGCUUUUUGUUAGCAGUCUUCUCACCCAGAUCAUUAUUUUUGUUCAACUGUUUGCCCGGGGAGGGAGGAGGGUUUGGAAUUAGGAAAGUGUUGGGUCAAGCUUUGUUUCAAAGUUGCUCUAAGAUGUCUUAUUUAUUUGCAAAAUGGUCCUGCAUUCUAUGUAGAACUUUUUCUACCAUCAUUGACCAUAAUAAAUGUUUGAUAAUUAA